AUGACCAUCCCCCUCGCCACGAUAACCAGCUUCCGGACCGCCUACAACCCCUUCUCCCGCGCCUCCCGGCCAUGCCGACUCUUCCUAGGCAUGCUGCGCACACCAGACACUAUCCCGACAAGCAGCCCGACCCACAUCGAUAUCCAGGUCAAGCAAUUGCCGCGCACCUCCACCGAGUCACCGACCAUGACUGUCGGGUUUAAGGGCGGCAAGGAGCUUACGCUGGAUGUCGGCAAGCGCGGGCUGAAGAUUGGCGAUGUUAUCGAGGAGGUGUCCCGUGUUGGCAGAGCUCUGCAGCGAGAGGCCAGCUUGAAGAAUUAG
Penicillium mononematosum is the source of this 321-nucleotide messenger RNA. Its product is annotated as mitochondrial 54S ribosomal mL53 protein. NCBI's taxonomy places the organism in Eukaryota, Fungi, Ascomycota, Eurotiomycetes, Eurotiales, Aspergillaceae. The transcript has a single exon. Bases 1 to 321 code for a protein of 106 amino acids. The record is from RefSeq and is a predicted model, not a curated record.